Lasiosphaeria miniovina is the source of this 2763-nucleotide messenger RNA. RefSeq lists its product as uncharacterized. Gene Ontology annotation, molecular function: protein binding. The transcript has a single exon. Lineage: Eukaryota; Fungi; Ascomycota; Sordariomycetes; Sordariales; Lasiosphaeriaceae. Bases 1 to 2763 code for a protein of 920 amino acids. Gene Ontology annotation, cellular component: mitochondrion; cytosol. The record is from RefSeq and is a predicted model, not a curated record. Gene Ontology annotation, biological process: cell redox homeostasis.
AUGGAUUCAUCCUCGUCGAUGGAUAUGGGAGGCGGGCUAUACAUGAGGUCGCAAGAAAGCCAUGGCCAGGAUAUGAAUGGUAGCCAGAGCAGUCUGGCGAGCGCCUCGAGGUUGGAUGGAGGAGACGAGCGGACCGAAAACUUGACUCCCAAGAGCAACGGGCCACUGUCAGCCGGGCCAUCGCCCAACUUUGGCCAGUCGAGGCCGACCCCCGCAGGUGCACCUGUUGGGACCGCUGGGACCGCGUCCUCGUCGGCGCAUCUGUCGGGGUUGAUGUGCAACGUUCAUCGGACGACAGGGAGGGAACCGCACCCCCUGGUCGGGGCGACCACCACGAUCCUCGGCGACAAGCUGUACGUAUUUGGAGGCAGGAUCCUGUCUAGGAGCCGGCCUGCCCCGUUGACGGCAGACUUGUACGAGCUCGAUUUGAUUCGUCGGCAUUGGACGAAGCUGGAGACGUCGGGGGAUGUUCCGCCACCACGGUACUUCCACUCGAUGUGCGCCCUCGGCGACACUAAGAUGGUCUGCUAUGGUGGCAUGUCACCCAUGCCUAAUCCGAAGCCGGGUGCCGCGCAGGACCAGCAGCCCGAGGUCACCGUCAUGUCUGACAUCUACAUCUACGACGUGCCAACCAAGAAGUGGACCUUUAUCCCGACCCAAGAUGCGCCCCAAGGACGCUAUGCACACUGCGCAUGCAUUCUUCCUUCUGCGGCCACUUUCUCGUCGCACAGAGCUCCGCUCUCGGCGCUCCAGCACAACCCUUCUACCGGCAACCCGAACGAAGGCCGAAUUGGUAUCAGCAUUGACGGGACAGGCGGUGCCGAGAUGAUUGUCGUUGGCGGCCAAGAUGGAGCCAAUCACUACAUUGAGCAGAUCAGCGUCUUCAACUUGCGCAGCCUAAAGUGGGUGUCCACGCAGUCGUUGGGUAAGAGCUGCGGCGCGUACCGCAGCGUGGUAGCUCCCCUCCCGCCGUCGGUCACGUCAAAGAUUGGGAAGGCGUACCCGAACGGAAACCGGCAGGACGGCGGGGGUAUCAGCCAGGAAGCCAAAGAGCCCGGGUCCAGUAUGCUCAUAUACAGCAACUACAACUUUCUCGACGUCAAACUCGAGCUACAGAUUCGGGCAAACGAUGGCUCUCUCAGUGAGCGCCCCAUGAGUGGCUCGUAUAGCCCACCGGGGCUGCGCUUUCCGAACGGAGGAGUGAUCGACACCCACUUUGUAGUCAGCGGCACUUACCUCACGUCUUCAAAACAGGAGUAUGCGCUCUGGGCCCUCGACCUGCGGACCCUGACGUGGAGCCGCAUCGAUGCUGGAGGGGCGGUUUUUAGCCAGGGCAGCUGGAACCGUGGCGUCUUGUGGAACAGGAGGAAUACUUUCGUGGUACUGGGCAAUAGGAAGAGAAGCCUUGUCGACGAUUAUAACCACCGCCGCAUUAACUUUAGUAACGUCUGCAUGGUGGAGCUCGAAGCAUUCGGGUUUUUCGACAAUCCCCGGAAGACGGCUCCCAUGAGCGGAUUCGUCAGCGCCAGCAGCCCUUAUACGGGGCCAGGAUUGAGCCUUGCUCGAAAGGCCGGCUUCACUGCCGGCGGUCGAUUCCACAGCCGUGCCGCUGAGGAGCUGGGAGAAAAAGCCCUCGCGAUGAGGGAGCUGUCCGAUAUGGACAUUAUGUGCAUCGGAGGCGAGAGGAUACCGAUCAACUCGAGAAUUGUUGCGAGGAGGUGGGGCCCUUACUUUGUCCAACUUCUAAGGGAAGGGACGGCAACACACAAUGGCAGCGACUCGAUUACACUAAGGUCCAACUCGAUUUCGGCACCUAGUAACACGGUGCGCGGCUCCAAUAUGGCGAGUGCGCAGGGAAAUCGAAACACGAUGGAAAGCCAGCUGUCCAUGUCCAGCACCCUCUACUCGACCGGCAGCUCAACCGGCAAACCACAAGGCACAGCCACGACAAUCUCGCCGGGGGUGAUGUCGCCGCCCGUGGACCCUGCAGCCAUCAACACGGCGCCAACACCACGCACCUUGCCGCCCAACAGCCGCCCCAGAUGGUUGUACUUGCCGCACACGUACUUGACACUUCAAGCGCUGCUCCACUAUCUAUAUACGUCGAGCCUUCCUCAGACGUCGUCCCCGCUCUGCACCCCGCAAAUUCUCUGCAGUCUUCUCCAAAUUGCACGGCCCUACCGCAUCGACGGACUUCUCGAGGCUGUGGUUGAGCGGCUUCACAACCUGCUCGACAGCCGAAACGCAGCGGCCGUGUUCAACGCCACUGCCAUGGCAGCCGGCGGCGGACGCGGUAUUGACGGAACCCUUAACCCGAACUUCUUUCCGCUCCAAGCCGGACUCGACGCCUUGACCAACUCUUCGGAGACACCGGUGGACGGCGGCAACGUCUCUGGCAGCGAGGCCGCUUCGACGGGUACUAGCGGGCUGACGGCACGUACGGCCGGGCUGAAGAUCAGCACUGCUGUGCCCCAGGGCGGACGGCCGGCAAGUGAAGAACUGAGCGCGACUGGCAGUGUCAGUGGGAGUGAGUGGAGCUCCGAGUUUGGGGACAGCGAGCGCGGGACGGCGCGCGAAGUCUGGGCGGGCGACCUCAGCAGCGUCAUUGGGCUGCAAAAGAGGGGUCUGAGAGGCCUGAUGGAGGGCCGGAGGAUGCGGGAAAGGGGCGGGACAAAUAAUGGUAUUCCAGGGCCGAGCGGCGGAGCCAGCGCAUACGGGACGGGUAUGCAAGGGCGUGUGGGCCUGGGAAUCGCGGGUUCUUGA